AGCUUGCUGCAUUCUGCAGUGAAACACUUGAAAGCUGUCUUUUAAUUAUUUAAAACAAAAAUUGUAUUAAAAAGAACGUGAAAACAUCAUGGCUGACAACAAACUAAAAAUAGAAAAGGUCUAGCUAGGAUCUUUUUGGGCGAAGUAUAACCAAACAUUACAACCUUCUUCCCACGUGCCAUUUUUUUCAUGAUGCAUCGUCCUUUAGUAUGAGCCCAGAUAUUUCAAUUUUACUUUUCACGUUUUUUUAAAGUUUUCUUCUCCUGAAUAAAACUCACAUUCCAUACCGAAAAAAACAAUAAUAGUCCCUUGGUUCUUUCUUUAAUUUACUAACCCACUACUACCUCACUAUAGUUUUGCAGGCUGGGAAGUUUCUUACAUAUUACUGACAAACUCUCCGAAUGUUACAUCGAUCACAAUAUUCUCAUCAAAUAUUUUGCAGUGUACAGUCGACUGAAGAAACUUCUGCAUGGUGGAGUGGUGAUGUCAGACUACCCCAAACAUGAAAACUCAGGGUUACCAAUCCUGGGUCCUCAGUUCUCUCGUAUGAUGGGUAUGUCGUCAGGAGCCAAAACAAGAGAAAAAAUUAAAGGAAUUCAACUGCGGGGAUUUUGUGCCCAACGCCUGAGGAAGCAAGCCACAGUCGCUGCUGCUCUCGCCGUAUUUGUCGUGGUAGCCAAAGUUACCUACAACAACUCCAAAAAACGCAAGUACCUGAAGUUCUAUGAAACCUAUGAUGCUGCAGCCGAUUUUGAGCGCAUGAAGAAGGCAGAUGUGUUCCAGUGUUUGAAACAGGAUUGAAUGGAGUGACAUCUAAUGACAAAUAGAUGGAAGCCCAAAUUGUCAUAUGCCGUUCACAUCAUGUACUGUAAGACUUCCAAGUAUUUGUAGUAGUUACUAGAGGGAAUCUGCUUGAAACUUAUCCAAUGAAUGAAUUCAUAGAAACAAAGGAUGCACAUAGUUUCCUCCACAUCCCCUACAUCACAUAGUUUCUUUAAGGUUUUAUUUAAUCACUCUUAAAGUUAAGCAAUUCUUUUUACAUCACAGAAAUAUCAGUUUAAAUUAUUUGAUUUCAUUAUCUGAUAGCAGAUUAUUUUGGUGUUCUUUAGUGGUAACAAAUCAGCCUUUCAUCACUUGAAAAAAAAUGACAAAGAUGCUUAUGUUUUAUGACUGUUAGAGCACUGGAUUUUGUUGUUGAAAUGGUGGAGCAAAACCAAAAACUAACAUCUGUUUAAAAAAAAAAAAACUAUACAAGGGUCUGUAUGAACUUAAGUUUUCAUCUUAGUUUAAAGUUUCCAGUUUCACACAAUAAAGUUCAGAUUU
Pomacea canaliculata is the source of this 1323-nucleotide messenger RNA. RefSeq names its product cytochrome c oxidase subunit 6C-like. The transcript has 2 exons. NCBI's taxonomy places the organism in Eukaryota, Metazoa, Mollusca, Gastropoda, Architaenioglossa, Ampullariidae. The coding region runs from base 484 to 801 and encodes 105 amino acids. The record is from RefSeq and is a predicted model, not a curated record.